This is a messenger RNA of Panicum hallii, 3259 nucleotides long. RefSeq names its product probable LRR receptor-like serine/threonine-protein kinase At1g07650. Bases 92 to 3097 code for a protein of 1001 amino acids. The transcript has 24 exons. Gene Ontology annotation, molecular function: ATP binding; protein kinase activity; protein binding. The record is from RefSeq and is a predicted model, not a curated record. NCBI's taxonomy places the organism in Eukaryota, Viridiplantae, Streptophyta, Magnoliopsida, Poales, Poaceae. Gene Ontology annotation, biological process: protein phosphorylation.
UGUGGAUAGAUAUCUCCUCCGAUCCUUUGCCUAGAGACAAAGCCAAGUCACCACUCUGGCAACUGCCUUGACAUCCACUUGGAAAAGAGAGAUGGCGUGGAAGCCGCCAUGUCCAUGUGGUUCUAGGUGCUUCUUCUUGGUGUCGUUCCUCGGCUUGCUGCUUGCUGAGGCUGUCCAUGGCGCAGGGAGUGAGGCGGUCGCCCCGCCGACUACGAGCCUCGUUCCAGCUGAAGGGCGCGUUCUUCGCCGGAUCGCGGCCAGGCUCGUCGUGCCGCCGCGCUGGAACUGGAACUUCACCGCCGGUCCUUGUGACUCCAAAAGCGACGAGAUGAACUGUGUGCGGUAUGACUGCUCCUUCUCCAACGGCACCGCUUGCCAUGUCACCGAGAUAUACCUGAAGGGGCAGAACUUCUCCGGCGAGCUCCCGCCUGACUUCGCCGACUUUCCCAACCUCCUCCAGCUACAUCUAAGCAGGAAUUUGUUCCAUGGUGGAGUGCCUGCCCAGUGGGCCCGGAUGAAGUUACAGGGACUGGUACUCAAUGGAAACAGAUUGUCAGGGCCGUUUCCCAUGGUUCUCACGAAUAUCACAACCCUAACUGACCUGGAGAUAGAAGGCAACGAAUUCUAUGGGUCAAUCCCUCCUGAAAUUGGACGUCUCAUUCGAAUGGAGAAAUUAAUAUUAUCAGCCAAUGAAUUCACUGGACCCCUUCCAGCUGCUCUUUCCUUGUUCAGCAAUUUAACUGACCUGAGGAUUUCUAGCACCAAUUUUUCUGGAAGGCUGCCUGAUUUUUGGGGGAGAUUGAAAAGGCUUACAACAUUGCAACUUGAAGGAUCUUUGUUGAAAGGGCCAAUUCCUUUCAGCAUAUCUGAAUUGACAAACCUUUCUGAUCUGAGGAUUAGUGAACUGAGAGGUAGUGGAUCAGCUUUCCCCAAUUUACGUGGAAUGCAAUCAAUGAAAAAAUUGGUACUUAGGAAAUGUUCCAUCAGUGGAAGCAUCCCAUCUUACAUUGGCAACUGGAAAAAUCUUAAACAUUUGGAUCUGAGCUUUAAUAAACUGAAUGGAACAAUACCACCUUCUUUCGAUGGCAUGCGAGGUGUAGAUUACAUAUAUCUAACUGGAAAUGAACUCACUGGAAAUAUACCUGGAUGGUUAUUGACAAGAAACAAGAUCACGGACAUAUCUUUUAAUAACUUCACGACGGGGAGUUCAGGUCCUAGCCCACAAUGCCCAAUAGAGAGUACUGUCAAUCUGGUGGAGAGCUAUUCACCUGAAAUGAACAGUUUAAAUAAUGUUUCGCCUUGCUUAAAGAGGAAUUUUCCAUGUCUUGCUUCUAGUGAUCAGUUUUCGUUGCAUAUCAAUUGCGGUGACAAGGAAGCUACUAUUAAUGGAACUACAUAUGAAGCUGACACAACACCCAAAGGGGCUUCAUCUCUGUACAUAAGCCCAGGCUCGAACUGGGCAUUCAGCAGCACUGGGAACUUCAUGGAUGAUAAUAACCCUGAUGACAACUUCAUCGCGACAAGCACAUCAAAAUUGGCCAUUCCCAAUUCAGAGUUGUACACCAAGGCCCGUCGUUCUGCUCUCUCGCUCACAUAUUAUGGGCUUUGUAUGUUUAGUGGGAGCUAUACAGUUGAGCUCCACUUUGCUGAAAUUGUGUUCACAAAUGACAGCACGUAUUCUAGCCUUGGCAAAAGAAGAUUCAACGUGUUCAUACAGGGGAGAAUGGUGCUCGAGGAUUUCGAUAUCGAACAGUCAGCCGGUGCGGUUGGAAAGCCAGUAAUCAAGACCUUUCAAACAUAUGUCUCAAAUCAUACACUAGAGAUUCAGUUCUAUUGGGCAGGAAGAGGGACAACAGGUUUUCCAAAUAGAGGUUCUUACGGCCCACUGAUAUCUGCAAUAUCAGUAACUCCAAAUUUCCCGAUUCCAUCGGGCAAAAGCCGUUCAAGGGCAUCUAUUGCUUUAGUGAUUGGAAUACCUAUUAUAGCAGUAUUCACUGCUCUGGUUGUUGGCAUUUAUUGUAUUAAGAAGCAGAGAAAGAGUUCGAUGCAAAAAGAACUCAGAGCCCUUGACCUGCAAAUUGGCUCCUUCACCUUGCGUCAAAUCAAAGCAGCAACUAGGAAUUUCGAUACAGCAAACAAGAUUGGUGAAGGUGGUUUUGGUUCCGUUUACAAGGGUUUAUUAUAUGAUGGCACCAUCAUUGCUGUCAAGCAAUUAUCAUCAAAGUCUAAACAAGGGAAUCGAGAAUUCGUGAAUGAGAUAGGCAUGAUAUCUGCACUUCAACAUCCUAACCUUGUCAAACUUUAUGGCUGCUGUACAGAAGGAAAGCAAUUGUCCCUAGUUUACGAAUAUAUGGAAUACAAUUGCCUUGCACGGGCUCUUUUCGUUGAACAAUAUAAACUGAGACUGGAUUGGGCAACAAGACAUAAGAUUUGCCUUGGGAUAGCAAAAGGUCUAGCAUAUCUGCAUGAGGAAUCCGCAAUAAGGAUCGUGCACCGUGAUAUCAAGGCCAGCAAUAUACUGCUUGACAAAGAUUUUAAUGCCAAGAUCUCAGAUUUUGGGCUAGCAAAACUUAAUGAAGAUGACAACACCCACAUAAGCACAAAAGUAGCUGGAACCAUCGGAUAUAUGGCUCCAGAGUAUGCUAUGCGUGGUUAUUUAACAGAAAAAGCUGAUGUAUACAGUUUUGGUAUUGUUGUUUUGGAAAUUGUCAGUGGCAGAAGUAACACAAACUACAAGCCGAGGGAAGACUUUGUUUAUCUUCUAGAUUGGGCUUGUGUUCUACAUAAGAGAGGAACUCUCCUGGAGUUGGUAGAUCCAGAUCUAGGAUCCAAUUACGCAAUAGAAGAGGCGCUCCUGAUGCUGAAUGUUGCCCUGCUAUGCACAACAGCAACGCCGACACUUAGACCAAUGAUGUCGAAAGUUGUUAGCCUGCUAGAGGGCCACACCCCACUUCAGCCCUUCUUGUCAGACUUCAACCUUGAAGCAAAUAGCCUUAGUUCAAGUGGUGUACACGGCAACUUUUGGCAAAACCCAUGUGAGAGCCGGAGCCUGACAGCAGAAGUUUUGUGCAGCGACACCAAUGAAUCAUCAGCAUAGAUAUAGAUGUGCAUCAUGAUUCAUGAACUAGGUGUACAUGUAAGAACAACUAGUAUUAGCAUCACAAUAAAUAUACAGCAAAAAUGGCCCUCUAGGCCAUAGUUUGUGAAUUGGAUGAUUGAGCGAUAAUAUAGUUUUCGGGACUAAUGUGUUUGUGAAGUA